AUGCCUGCCACACAAAUGCCAAUGAGAUAUGGACAUCCAGAAGGACAUACAGAUGUUUGUUUUGAUGAUUCUGGGAGUUGUAUUGUAACUUGUGGAAGUGAUGGAGAUGUGAGGAUUUGGAAAGACCUGGAUGACGAUGAUCCUAAAUCUAUUAAUGUUGGAGAAAGGGCUUAUUCAUGUGCUUUAAAGAAAGGAAAAUUGGUCACCUCGGUAUCUAAUAAUACUGUUCAAAUUCAUACAUUCCCUAAUGGAACUCCAGAUGGCAUACUGACUCGAUUCACUACAAAUGCAAACCAUGUGGUCUUUAAUAGAGAUGGUUCCAAAAUUGCUGCCGGAUCUGGUGAUUUUAUGGUGAAAGUCAUGGAUGUGAUGGAUAGCACCCAACAGAAAACAUUUCGAGGACAUGAUGCCCCUGUACUAAGUGUUUCCCUUGAUCCGAAAGACAUCUUUCUGGCAUCAGCAAGUUGUGAUGGCUCAGUUAAAGUAUGGAAAAUCUCAGAUCAGACAUGCACUAUUAGUUGGCCAUUGCUACAAAAAUGUAACGAUGUGAUAAAUGCAAAAUCAAUAUGCAGACUUGCUUGGCAGCCCAAAAGUGGGAAGUUACUGGCAAUUCCAGUGGGAAACACCAUCAAACUAUACAAAAGAGAAACUUGGAGAAAUGAAGUUGAUCUUUCGGAUAAUUUUAUCACUCUGCCCCUCAAUGUAGUGACCUGGUCUCCUUGUGAAAAAUAUUUGGCUGCAGGGAGUAUAAAUGGUUGUAUUGUCAUUUGGAAUGUGGAAACCAAAGACUGCAUGGAAAGGGUGAAACAUGAGAAAGGUUAUACAAUUUGUGGCCUGGCGUGGCACCCUACUUCUAGGCAAAUAGCAUAUACAGAUGCUGAAGGAAACUUGGGAUUACUGGAAAAUGUUUGUGAUACAGAUGGAAUAAAGUCAAGUAGUAAAGUUUGUGGCAUGGGAAACAAAGAUUACAAUGAUCUUUUUGAUGGCGAUGAUGAUAAUGAUAAUACUGACAACAGUAAUUUUUUAAAUGAAAAUCUGGAAUUCCAAUUAACUCCAAAAGGAAGAAUAAAUUAUGAAGAUGAGGAAGAUGAUCUUAUGUUGGCUUCAGGUUAUUCUAAACACAGAAAUCACAUCCUAGAAGAUGAUGACAGUUCAGUUGAAGUUGCAUUGAUCGGAAAAGGGUCUUAUGAAAAAUAUGAAGAGAAAGAUGAGCAAACUCAUGCUCUGCCACUUAUAACUUCCCAAAGGCCAUUUUAUGAUGGGCCAAGGCCAUCUCCCCCACAAAAGCCAUUCCAAUCUGGUUCUACUCCCCAACACCUCACCCAUCGGUUCAUGGUUUGGAAUUCUAUUGGAAUUAUUCGAUGCUAUAAUGAUGAUCAGGAUAGUGCUAUAGAUGUGGAAUUUCAUGACACAUCCAUACACCAUGCAACACAUUUGUCAAACACUUUGAAUUAUACAAUUGCAGAUCUUUCCAAUGAAGCAAUUUUGUUGGCAUGUGAGAGUACUACAGAACUUGCAAGCAAACUUCAUUGCCUGCAUUUUAGUUCAUGGGAUUCAAGUAAAGAGUGGACCGUAGACAUGCCACCAAAUGAGGAUAUUGAAGCCAUUUGUCUUGGUCAGGGAUGGGCUGCCUCUGCCACUGGUGCCUUGCUCCUUCGUAUAUUUUCUAUAGGAGGUGUUCAGAAAGAGGUCUUUAGCCUUCCUGGCCCUGUUGUGUCAAUGGCUGGACAUGGAGAGCAGCUUUUGAUUGUUUUCCACAGAGGUACUGGAUUUGAUGGAGAUCAAUGCCUUGGAAUACAGCUACUCCAGCUGGGGAAAAGGAAAAAGCAGGUUUUGCAUGGAGACCCUCUUCCUCUUACAAAGAAGUCUUAUCUGGCAUGGGUUGGGUUUUCUGCUGAAGGUACCCCUUGUUAUGUGGAUUCAGAGGGCAUUGUACGAAUGUUGAACAGAAGACUUGGUAAUACUUGGACUCCCAUAUGUAAUACAAAAGAACAUUGCAAAGGAAAAUCUGAUCACUACUGGGUAGUUGGUAUCCAUGAAAACCCCCAGCAAUUAAGGUGCAUUCCUUGUAAAGGAUCUCGUUUUCCUCCUACUCUUCCACGCCCAGCUGUAGCUAUAUUAUCCUUUCAGCUUCCUUAUUGUCAGAUUGCAACAGAGAAAGGACAAAUGGAGGAACAGUUUUGGCGUUCCUUUAUCUUUCAUAAUCACCUUGAUUACUUAUCUGAAAAUGGCUAUGAAUAUGAAGAAAGCAUUAAAAAUCAGGCAAUAAAAGAACAACAGGAAUUGUUAAUGAAAAUGUUCGCGCUUUCUUGUAAACUGGAUCGAGAGUUUCGUUGUGUAGAACUUGCUGAACUUAUGACUCAAAAUGCUGUAAAUUUAGCUAUUAAAUAUGCUUCUCGCUCAAGGAGAUUGAUAUUAGCCCAACGGCUUAGUGAGUUGGCAGUAGAAAAGGCAGCAAUAUUAAAGGAGGAAGAGGAAGAUUUCAGAAGUAAGCUGAAUACUAGUAGUACUACAGAAUGGAGCCAACCUGUGGUCGUAAAUCAUAAAGCUGAAGAAAAUAAUACUGAGGACAGUGAAGAAGAUGAUGAAAUAGAAGAAAAAACAGAUCUACAAAAGAAUAAACAGAAUCCAUUUUGUAAAAAUGGAAAUUCAGCUGAUGGGUCAGCAAUCAAAUCAGGUGAGAUUACAUCUAGCAGCCAAGGACGAGUGAAUCCUUUUAAGUUAUCAACCAGUUCAAAAGAACCAACUAUUUCAGUAAAUUCAACUUCAAGUAACAUUUUAGACAAUAUGAAGAAAUUAUCCAAGAAGUCUACUGUGCCUAAUCGAACUGCAAAUAAGGAAAAAUCCCUCGUUUUGAAGCCUCUGAUUCCAAAACUGAAGUCUAAACAGGUACCGGCAACAAAUUUUUUUCAGACCUGUACCUUCCAAACAGAAAAAAUAGAAGAGAAAGAAAAUCCUGAAAACUCAUUAUCUGAAAGCUCAACUGUCUCUGCUCAAAAUAUUGAAAAUGAAAGACCAAAGACUGGAUUCCAGAUGUGGCUGGAAGAGAACAGAAGUGAUAUUUUGGCUGAUCAUCCUAAUUUGUCAGAGGAAUCAGAUAUCAUAAAAGAGGGAAUAAAUCGAUUCAGAAUGUUGUCAGAUGAAGAAAGGAAGGCAUGGGCCAAGAAGGCCAAAGGAGGAGCUACAGAUGAAGUUGAAACAAAUGCAACUGAAACAAAAAAAAGAAAACAGCCCAGCAAUGAUCAUACAAAAAAGAAAGAACAAGAAAAAACAAAGGAGAAUGUGAAUUUGUCUAAAAAACAAAAAUCCUUAGCUGUCUCUACCAACCAGAAACUAUCAGCUUUUGCAUUUAAGAAAGACUAACAAAAAAUUGACUGGCCUUGAAAAAACUAAUGUUUUUUUUCUCAUUAUAACCUUUGAUUAUGCUUUAGCUAGGCUACCUAUUUUUUAAGGGUAGACAGUGACUUCUAAGCCCUAUCCUUUUUAACAUACUGUGUUUAUAUUUGUACUUGUUAUUCCAUAUGUAAAAAUGUUCCUAUUUAGUGUUUUCUCUGCCCAAAUGUGGAGACCAUUAUGACUUGGCAUUGACCAACUUAAAUAGAAUAAACCAAUCCUUAACCUAAAUGGAAAUUAGUUCUAAUUUGUUUUUCUGCCUUUUACAGACAUUAUCAGAAUCUAAAUGUCUCAGAAAUACCCUCUAGCAUAUUAUGUUUAUUGUUCACAAAUAACAGGUAUCACAAAUCAAUCUGGAUUUACCCUUUGCCCUACAAACUUAACUGUUCAAUUUCAAAAUGGGUUGACCUAAAAAUGGCUUUUUUCAUUUGUCAAGGAUUUGUCUGGUCAUUUUCAGGGAGACAUUGUUUUAUGUAAAGAUUUAUGUCUUUGUUGUCUCUACUUUAAGAAAUUUCUUAAUGCCUAACUUUUUAUGGUUUGUUUAAAGUAAUAAAAUAGCAAUAAAUUAAU
Gracilinanus agilis (Agile Gracile Mouse Opossum) is the source of this 3963-nucleotide messenger RNA. RefSeq names its product WD repeat and HMG-box DNA binding protein 1 (gene WDHD1). Bases 1 to 3363 code for a protein of 1120 amino acids. NCBI's taxonomy places the organism in Eukaryota, Metazoa, Chordata, Mammalia, Didelphimorphia, Didelphidae. Gene Ontology annotation, cellular component: nuclear replication fork. Gene Ontology annotation, biological process: DNA-templated DNA replication; mitotic cell cycle; DNA repair. Gene Ontology annotation, molecular function: protein binding; chromatin binding. The transcript has 25 exons. The record is from RefSeq and is a predicted model, not a curated record.